AUGUCACAAGAUCAAACUCCUGAAUCCACCACCACUGACAACACUCUUGCUGAUCCAAAACUUUCAAUCUCCAAGUUGAUUAAUAAUUUAACCGAAAAUUGCUCCAAUGAUGAGAUUGACAAUAUUUCUGAGAGAAUUGAAUCCUCUCCAUUGCAAAAUCAUGAUCAAUCCGAAUUAUUAUGUUCCUUGGGUGAGGUUUUAUAUUUGUUACAGAGGGAUGAUGAGAAGGCAAUGAUGUUUAUUGAAAAAUCCAUUCAGAAGAAUGAUCAGAAUGCGAAGGCUUACUUUUAUAAAGGCAUGCUAGCUGUUUUUAUUCCUGGAAGAGAGGAUGAUGAUAUAAUUGCAUUGGAGAAGGCAAUUGAGAUCAAGUCGGAUAUUGGGUUUUAUUGGUUCGAGUUGGGGAGAGCUUUUAUUAGAAAGAAGAUGGAUGAGAAGGCUUUGGAAUGUUUGAAAAAGUAUGUCGAGUUGGAUAGAGAGGAUGCUAUCAAGAAGCAAGUAACCUCUACACUCUAUAAUUUGGGAAUGAGAUGGUUUUUGGAGAAGAAUUAUGAGAAGGCUCUUGAAUCUUUCGAAAUUGCUGAUGGAUUGAGUUUGGAUCCUGAUUUGCAAUUGAAGGGAAAGAUUGUACAGACCUAUGAGAAAUUGGGAAAGAAAACUGAACGAGAUGAAACUAUUCAAGAACUCUACAAAUUGUAUAGAAACAAAUCACUUGAAAAUCAAAUUAGAUUUUGUAGAGAUCAAUUCACUCUCGAUUCGUAUGAAAACCAUACCAAUGUUACUGUAUUUGUGUACGAAUUCUUUGAAUUGAUUGGUGAUAUGGCUUUGAAAUAUCUAUUCCAGGUCAGCACUGAAAAAUCAAUUCUCUGCAAAAUUUCCAUGGGCAGUUACACUUUCACCAAUCAAUUUCACAUGGAGAUGAAUUCUGCAUCUCAACCCGAUGAGAGAGUUUACCAUCUCGAUGGUUACUACCCAGGAAUGCACAAGACUUUUGGAUUUUAUUCUGGAACAACUGAGAAACCAAAUAUUACAUACGAAGAACUGAAACAAAAGGUAUUGGAUAUUCUUGAGGGAAACUCUACUGCAAUUUCAUCUUCCACCACUCCUAAUCAAUAG
Messenger RNA from Naegleria gruberi, 1113 nucleotides. RefSeq lists its product as uncharacterized. The record is from RefSeq and is a predicted model, not a curated record. The transcript has a single exon. NCBI's taxonomy places the organism in Eukaryota, Heterolobosea, Eutetramitea, Acrasida, Naegleriidae. The coding region runs from base 1 to 1113 and encodes 370 amino acids. Gene Ontology annotation, molecular function: protein binding.